Molecule: messenger RNA, 285 nt
Organism: Loa loa (African eye worm)
Lineage: Eukaryota; Metazoa; Nematoda; Chromadorea; Rhabditida; Onchocercidae
Exons: 2
Coding region: 1-285 (94 amino acids)
Source: RefSeq, a predicted model, not a curated record
AUGUCAACAUCGGAAGGACUACUUGUGCUUACGGGAAACAUCACUCACCGGCAACAACGAAUAUCCUCUUCAACGGAACUAGCAAUUACAACAAAUUUGAGCUCAAGUUCAGAGCCAUUACCAUCGUCUACUCCUGCAACAACAGUAACAACUAGGCCUGAUCCAGUCACAUUUCAAAAGCCUUUUGGAAACUUUAUCGAUGUUAUUGUUGCUGCUUUCACUGUUAGUUCGAAUUUUGUUAAUUUUAGGAAAUGGCUUGUGGCAAAUAUUCUUUAUAAAACUUAA